Molecule: messenger RNA, 1565 nt
Organism: Entelurus aequoreus (snake pipefish)
Lineage: Eukaryota; Metazoa; Chordata; Actinopteri; Syngnathiformes; Syngnathidae
Gene: gapdhs
Product: glyceraldehyde-3-phosphate dehydrogenase, spermatogenic
Exons: 11
Coding region: 122-1129 (335 amino acids)
Biological process (GO): glucose metabolic process
Molecular function (GO): NAD binding; NADP binding; oxidoreductase activity, acting on the aldehyde or oxo group of donors, NAD or NADP as acceptor
Source: RefSeq, a predicted model, not a curated record
AACCCGGCUGCGCGAGGCACGUGUCAUAUAUAAAAGCGGAAGGCGGUCCACUGGUUGGCGCACUCGGACCCAAGAAGCAUCAGCCUUGAGUUAACUCAGUCUCCCCCAAGAAACAGCAAGCAUGUCAGACCUCUGUGUUGGAAUCAAUGGCUUCGGCCGUAUUGGACGUCUUGUGUUGAGGGCCUGCCUUCAGAAAGGCAUCAAGGUUGUGGCCAUCAACGACCCCUUCAUUGACCUGCAGUACAUGGUCUACAUGUUCAAAUAUGACUCAACCCACGGCCGUUACAGCGGUGAAGUAUCCCAGGGGGAUGGCAAGCUCAUCGUCGAUGGCAACCCCAUCUCUGUCUUCCAGUGUAUGAAGCCAGCUGAUAUCCCCUGGGGAAAGUCUGGUGCGAAAUACGUUGUGGAGUCCACCGGAGUCUUCCUCAGUGUGGAGAAAGCUUCUUCUCACAUCAGUGGUGGAGCUCAACGUGUGGUUGUGUCAGCACCCUCACCCGAUGCCCCAAUGUUUGUCAUGGGCGUUAAUGAGGACAAAUAUGAUCCAUCCUCCAUGAAGAUUGUUAGCAAUGCCUCCUGCACCACCAACUGCCUGGCCCCUCUGGCCAAAGUCAUCAAUGAUAAUUUUGGUAUUGAGGAGGCCCUUAUGACCACAGUCCACGCUUACACAGCCACCCAGAAGACAGUGGAUGGUCCUAGCGGCAAGGCCUGGCGUGAUGGCCGUGGGGCCCACCAGAACAUCAUUCCAGCAUCCACCGGGGCCGCCAAGGCUGUGGGCAAAGUUAUUCCUGCGCUUAAUGGUAAGCUGACAGGCAUGGCCUUCAGGGUGCCUGUCGCUGAUGUGUCUGUGGUAGAUCUGACGUGCCGCUUGUCCAAGUCUGCGUCUUACUCUCAGAUUAAGGAAGCUGUCAAGAAGGCCGCUCAUGGGCCCAUGAAGGGAAUACUUGGUUACACUGAGGAUCAGGUGGUGUCCUCUGACUUCAUUGGUGACCGCCACUCUUCUAUCUUUGAUGCUGGUGCUGGUAUUUCCCUCAAUGACAACUUUGUCAAGCUCAUUUCCUGGUAUGAUAAUGAGUUCGGCUACAGUCACCGUGUUGCUGACCUGCUGCUGUACAUGCACUCCCAAGAGUAGACACUUCCUGUCCUCAAAGGAAAUCUGAAAAGGGACCACCCCACCCAUGCUUUCAUCCUGUUCUUUCUGUUUUACACACAGGCCCCAGCCAUAGCACUGUCAUAGGUCCACAGCCCCUUAGCUCUACUACUGUGCAAGUAGGCAGCAGAAACUGUGUUAAGUGUUCUGAGUUAAUCUUGUCUUUUCUUUUAACAAUGAGAUGAUUGGUUGUUGGCUGUAUUUGUGUCCGUGUGCCCCUGCCCUCUUCACCUCCCAUUGCCACUGUAGUUGUGUCGUUUUGGCUCAGUAAUAUGGUCAACUGCUGUACCCAUCUCCAUGUUGGUGUGUUUCAAUGGCAUAUUCACCAGUGGAAAGAGGAACAGGAGAGGCAGAGUGACUGUAACUCCUAAAGAUUAAUGAAACCGAAUGAUAAUAAACAGAACGAGAAAACCUUCAA